AGUCUUUAAUGGAUUUAGAGAAUUUUUUCUCACCAAAUACAACAAUUUCAUCUAAUAAUAUAUUUUCCUCUCCUUCUCCAAAUAUUGGAGGGGAGGAAGGAGAAAAUAAUGAAUUAAAUAAUGUUGGAGGACUUCAACCAGUUCAGGGACUUCUUAAUAUUCACGAUAAUGACAGAGUUUUGUUGUAUUUGAGAUAUUACGCAAGACAUUUUAUUCCAAUAUUUUGUCUUGUAGGAAUUGUUGGAAAUUGUAUGGCCCUCCUUUUAAUUAGAACAAAUUACUGGUUACGUCGAUUAACUUCAAAUAUAUAUUUGUGUACACUUUCUGUUUGUGGAUGUUUAUUUUUAACAACAGUUUUUAUUACCUGGUUAGAUUCUUCUGCAGCUUUAUUACCUUUAUAUUCACAAUCAGAAGUUGGCUGUAAAAUAUUAACUUUUACUGCACAUAGCUGCGAUUUUAUUUGUGUCUGGAUGAUUUCCUGGGUAUCUUGUGACAGAGCUAUUGUUCUAUUUCGACCAGGAAUUCGUCGUCGCGUUUGUAAUAAAAAAUUUGCGAGAAAUUUAGUUGUUUGUACUGUUUUAUUUAGUUCAACACUUUAUGGUUGGUGUUUAGUUUUUGCUGGAUUGGAAAUUGGAACUGAUGAAGUUCCCUAUUGUGGAAUUAACCCAGCUGUUCAGGGUUAUGAUUUAAAUCAAUUACAUCUUUUCUUUUUGACAAUGGAUACAAUAUUAUGUACAGUUGUUCCAUCACUUUUAAUUAUGAUUGUCAAUUCUUUAUCAAUUUAUAGAUAUAGACAAUGCAUGAAAGUUUAUUCCUCCGGUGUUUUACGUGUUCGAUUUUUGAGAGUUCCAGACAGACCUGUAAAUGAAGAAUAUAAUCAUUUACAGCAACACCAACAACAAUUACCUCAACAAAAAGAAUCUCCAAACAAAAAACAUUCAUUAUUUAGUAAUUCAACAACAAUUAACAGACCAACACAAACGGGAAUGCUUUCUGCUACAGCAGCUACAAAUAAUAGAGGGGGAAGUCCAAAUGCUGCUAGUGGAGGGAGUGGGGGAGGAGGGAAAUUAAAAUCUUCUGAUUUGACUUUGAGUAGAUCUUUACUUAUUGUUACAAGUACAUUUGUUCUUCUCAAUGUUCCAAAUUACGCAUUUCGUUUAUAUGAUGCAUUAUUUAAUGUCGAGCAAACACAUUUAUGGCUACUUUUAUAUUUUAUAACAUUUUUACUUUAUUAUUUACAUCAUGCCGUUCUUUUUUAUAUGUAUAUAUUUUGGUCUCCGCAAAUGAAAAAACAAUUAAUGCCAACAGCAUUAAAAUUACUUGAAUGUUAUUGUUUUAAAACAGUCCCAGAAUUUGGACAUCAUUCACAACUUUCUAUGCAACAGGCUAAAUUACAACAACAACAAAAUAUAUGA
Messenger RNA from Meloidogyne enterolobii, 1415 nucleotides. Lineage: Eukaryota; Metazoa; Nematoda; Chromadorea; Rhabditida; Meloidogynidae. The record is from the annotation of a GenBank genome assembly.